UGGUUUUUUCAUGCCGUCGAGUUUUCUCGCGCCGCUGCCGCAACGGAUGGUUCUCGCUCAGUAUUCAGAAGCGCCGCAGCGCGCCGGCGUGUCGAGCGGCAGUGGUAAUCGGAAGCAAGAGGCGGUGGUUUCUGGCGUCCGUGGAGGGAAGGUGGAGGAAACAACGGCGAAGGUCGGCGACGGCGUUUCGCCGGUGGCCCGAGGGUGCAGGCAGUUCUGGCGCGCAGGAGAUUACGAGGACGCCAAUGGCAUUAUUCCUGCCGCUCACUCUUCCGGCGUUGGAUUGGAUCAUGUGAGAGUCCACCCAAAGUUCUUGCACUCUAAUGCUACAAGUCAUAAAUGGGCGCUUGGAGCAUUUGCUGAACUUCUCGACAAUGCUGUUGACGAGAUUGUUCAUGGAGCCACUUACGUAAACGUGGACGUCCUCAAUAACCGGAAAGAUGGCUCCAAGAUGCUUCUAGUCGAAGAUAACGGCGGCGGAAUGACGCCGGACAAUAUCCGGCAAUGCAUGUCUUUGGGGUAUUCAGUUAAGAGUAAAAGUUCCAACACUAUCGGCCAAUAUGGAAAUGGGUUUAAGACGAGUACAAUGAGACUGGGGGCAGAUGUGAUUGUGUUUUCCCGCUGCCCAGCAGCUGACGGUAAAAGCCAAACGCGGAGCAUUGGGCUGCUCUCAUACACCUUCUUGAGGUCGACCAAAAAGGAAGACACUGUUGUUCCCAUGGUUGACUUUGAGCAAACAGGACAAGGUUGGAAGCGGUUGAUAAGGUCAACUUCAGAUGAUUGGAACAUGAACAUGAGAACUAUCCUCUUGUGGUCUCCUUUUGUAUCCGAACAGGAUCUCAUUGGCCAGUUUGACUACCUGGGAAAUAAAGGUACCAGAAUCAUAAUCUACAACCUAUGGGAGGACGACGAAGGACAAUUGGAGCUGGAUUUUGAGACCGAUCAAGAGGACAUUCAAAUCAGAGGAGCCAACAGAGAUGAGAAGAACAUAGAGAUGGCCAAACAGUAUCCCAACUCCAAACACUUCCUCACUUACAGACACUCAUUAAGGAGCUAUGCUGCAAUUCUGUACCUGAAACUCCCAACCGAGUUUCGAAUUAUGCUGCGCGGCUCAGAAGUUGAGCAUCAUGAUAUUGUCAAGGACAUGAUUGAGCCUAAGACGACGACUUACAGACCACAGCAACUUGCAGAUGGAAUGUCGAACAACCAUGAGGUUAGUGCAGUGCUGAGUAUUGGAUUUGUGAAAGAUGCUCGCCAUCACAUUGAUGUGCAAGGGUUCAAUGUCUACCACAAGAACCGGCUAAUCAAGCCUUUCUGGAGGGUCUGGAAUGCUGCAGGAAGUGAUGGCCGUGGCGUCAUAGGCGUUCUGGAAGCAAAUUUUAUUGAGCCAGCACAUGAUAAACAAGGGUUUGAGCGCACAAUAGCACUCUUGAGACUGGAGGCAAGAUUGAAAGAUCACCAGAAGCAGUUCUGGACAAGCAAGUGCCAUGAGAUUGGGUAUUCUCAAAGGGUGAAACCGAAAAAUACCACUCCAUCAUCUAGCAAGAAAGCUAAUAACAAUAUCGUCAGCAAAAGCAGUCCUCCAUUAAUUCAGGAUGGAGAGAUUCUUGCCCUCGCUGGGUCUAAUGAGAAGAGCAAGAUGUCUGGUCUAAAGCGUUCUGAAAAUGGUUCAUCAGAAGAAGAUGGAGAGGGAAAACUAUAAAAAAUCGUUCUAUUGCUUUAAAAGAUGAAGAAAUUAAUUGUGUCUCAAAAGGUGAAGGUAAGUUCAAUCUGCUGCAAAGCUUAGAAGAAGAAAGAGUGAAGAGCAAGAAACUAGAAACUGAGCUUGAAGAGAAGACCAAAGAGCUGAAGGAAGUUGAAAAGGAAGCUCAAACUUCGCUUGACGAUAUUGUGGUGCUGAAACAAAUGAUUAAGGAAGAGAAGGAAUGGAGGGAUGCUAUUGAGCAGAAUUUGAGGGAAAGUCUCAAGAGUGCUGAGCAGACCAUUGAGACAUUGCAGGAGAGAGUGAGGGAGCUUGAAGGAGGUCAGGUGGAAGAUGGAUCAGGGUCUAGCUAAACACAGUUUUACUCAGGAAUCCACCUCGGCAUGUGAUUCUUGUAGAACUGUAGUUUUCAAUUGAAAUGAUGUAUAGUUUGAUUAGUAGAGGCUAAUAUUUUGUGGAAACAUCUGAAAAGAAUUUGACAUUAAUCCUGGAACUAGAUUCUUAUCUUGUUCUCUGAUAUAAUGUAAAUUGUUACAGUCCAUCUAAAUCUAAUAGAAGAAUAGUUCAGUUUACCUG
Linum tenue is the source of this 2278-nucleotide messenger RNA. NCBI's taxonomy places the organism in Eukaryota, Viridiplantae, Streptophyta, Magnoliopsida, Malpighiales, Linaceae. The record is from the annotation of a GenBank genome assembly.